Talpa occidentalis (Iberian mole) is the source of this 1842-nucleotide messenger RNA. It is a transcript of the gene PRAME, whose product is annotated as PRAME nuclear receptor transcriptional regulator. Gene Ontology annotation, biological process: positive regulation of cell population proliferation; negative regulation of cell differentiation; negative regulation of DNA-templated transcription. Gene Ontology annotation, molecular function: protein binding. The record is from RefSeq and is a predicted model, not a curated record. The coding region runs from base 285 to 1736 and encodes 483 amino acids. Lineage: Eukaryota; Metazoa; Chordata; Mammalia; Eulipotyphla; Talpidae. The transcript has 5 exons. Gene Ontology annotation, cellular component: cytoplasm.
UGCCCACGGGCGCUGCGUGCAACGGCCGCCGCCGUUUGGGCUCAUCUUGCUGAGUUCCCGGAUGGAUCUUCCCUGACCCACUGUACCCACUCGUGGCUGGAAGUGGAUCCAACCGGUCCCUGCGUGAGGCUCAUUUCUUAUUCCCAACGAUCCUUUGGGUCUCAGUGUUCGUACUGCCUCCUCUGUGAAGUGUUCCUGGGCUUCCCAAGACUGUCUUAGCUGCUCCUGGGCAGAGCUUCCACCAUCUUGCACGAGUACCUGCUUUGAAGUUAAGGUUUGUGGAGAUGAACAAUUCAACCAUACCCAAGCUCUUGGAACUUGCAGCCCACAGCCUGCUGAGCAGGGAGGCUAUGCCUGCCUUGGAAGAGUUCACUGUCGACCUCUUCCCACCAUUGCUCACUGCUGCAUUUUCCAAGGGUCACAAGAAGGCCCUGAAGGAGCUGGUGCAGGCCUGGCCUUUCCCUUUUCUCCGUCUGGGCUCCCUGAUAGUGCGGUGGCCCAACCAAGACAGCUUGCAAGCAGUGCUGGAUGGGCUGGAGGCCCUCCCUGCCAAUAGGACUUGUCCCAGGAAGUCAGAACUGAGGGUGUUGGAUUUGACUCUGGAUUUUGAGCAAGUCCAGGGGAAAGGUGCCUCAGAGGCCUUGGCCAAGUUCCCUUUUUGGUUACCAUCGACUGUCAAGGCAGAGAUCCCCCAGGCCACAGCCAGGCCCAAGCCAACAGAGAACGCAAAAAAAGGCCUAAGGCAGCCAUGGGAGCCAGUGAAAUUACAUAUUGAUCUUUUCUUACGAGGUCCCUUCAAAUUAGAUACGUUCCUUUCUGGCCUCCUGAAUAGAGUGGAACGGAGCUGUGGGUCCCUGCAUCUCUGCUGUAGGAAGUUGCAUAUCGAAGAAAUGCCUUUUAACAGCCUGAUAGGAAUCCUGAAAACUCUGGACCUGAAUUUCAUCCAGGAACUGGAGGUGUUUGACUGGUUUCGGGCACUAUCAGAGCAGAGCCUGUUUGCCACUCAGCUGGGAAGGAUGUGCAACCUGCAGAGCCUCAAGCUGGCCUACUACCACUGGGCCUUCUCCCCAGAUGGUGAGCAGUCCUCCAGCUACUUCCUCUCCCAGCUCAGCAAGUUGGCCCACCUCCAGAAGCUCCACCUAUCCUACUCCUACCUCUCAGGCAAUCUACAUCAAGUGCUCAGCUGCUUGCAGUCACCCCUGCAGACCCUGGAGAUCCGCUCCUGUACUCUUCUGGACACAGACAUCACCUACUUGUCCCAGAGCCCUCAUGCCACUUGCCUGAAGAAGCUGGAUCUGAGUGGCAACAACCUGUCCCAUGUGGUCCCUGGGCCCUUAGAGACCCUCUUGCAGGAGGUCUCGGGGACACUGCAGCACCUGGACCUGAACCACUGCCGGCUGAAGGACGGCCAUCUCAGUGCCAUUCUGCCGGCCCUGUGCCGCUGCUCCCACCUCAGCUCCCUGGGCCUCUCCGACAAUCCUGUCUCCAGGGCCGGGCUGAUGACCCUGCUGGAACACACAACAGGGCUAAUGGAACUGAAGCGAGUUCUCUACCCAAUCCCUGUUGAGUGCUGUGUGUACCUGCAAGGCCUCUCCUGGGGCCCUGUCAACAAAGGGAAGUUGUGCCAGGUACAGGCUGAGCUACAGAAAGUGCUACAGGCUGUGCAGCGGGCUGACAUGCAAUGGAGCCCCCCACUGCCCUCACCCUUGCCUGUGAGGCUGGUGCAGCUCGACUGAGGGCCAGGCAAAAGGCCCAGAAAACUGUGGUCAGAGAGGGCAUAGCUGGGGCCCCAGACUUCCUGUUAGGCCCCUGUUAUUGGAAAGGAACAUAAAGGAAACUUCC